AUGAAGAUUCCCGUCGUGGACUUUUCAUCGUGGUACAACACUCAGGAUGAAUCCUCUCGUCAACGGGUCGCACAUGAACUCGUUGAGGCCUGCCGAGAAGUCGGAUUUGUCUGUAUCGUGAAUCACUCUCUGUCUGAAACCAUCCUCAAUGCAGCGUUUGACUGGAUGAGACGCUUUUUCGAACUCUCGGAUGAAGAGAAGAUGCAGGCUCCCCAUCCAGAAGGCUGGGCUGUGCAUCGAGGUUACUCAUGGCCUGGGUUGGAAAAGGUCUCUCAGACUAUGAGCAGCGGGAAUGAUGAUGAGGCCCGAAAAAAGCUGAGAGAGGUCCCUGAUGUCAAGGAAAUCUAUGAUAUCGGCAGUGAAGAAAAUGCCGCCCAGCCCAACCAGUGGAUACCCAAAGAAACACUUCCUGGGUUCCAGGCCUUCAUGGUCCGAUUUUACUGGGAGUGUAAUAAGGUUGGAAGCGAAAUUUUACGUGCUCUGGCUACCGGGCUCGAUCUGGAAGACGAAUGCUACCUAACGAAGAGGCACUCGGGCUACAACAACCAGCUGCGGCUGCUGCAUUAUCUGCCUGUUCCAGCCGAAGAUCUCGAAAAAGAACGAACAGCCCGAUGUCCGGCUCAUACAGAUUGGAGUUCCAUAACAAUGCUCUUCCAGGAUGAUUGUGGUGGCCUGGAAGUGGAGGACGUUUCUCGACCGGGCAUAUUUGUCCCCUCUGCUCCUUUGAAGAACUCCAUCGUUUUAAAUGUUGGAGACUUACUACAAAGGUGGAGCAAUGAUCGCCUUCGGUCUACUAACCACCGUGUCAGACUACCGCAGCUCUCUGAUCGGUUUGAAGGGCCGCAUCGGAUGACACGUGAACGAUAUUCGAUCCCUUACUUCAUGUCUCCCGACCCGGAUAUGGUCAUCGAAUGCAUUCCGUCAUGCAUGAGUGAGGGAAACCCGGCCAAGUAUAAGCCAAUCACCCAGGCGGAGUAUAACAAAAUGCGUGCUUCUAUGAUGUACUAG
Messenger RNA from Aspergillus ibericus CBS 121593, 1008 nucleotides. RefSeq names its product isopenicillin N synthase family dioxygenase. Gene Ontology annotation, molecular function: dioxygenase activity. The record is from RefSeq and is a predicted model, not a curated record. Bases 1 to 1008 code for a protein of 335 amino acids. The transcript is spliced from 3 exons. Lineage: Eukaryota; Fungi; Ascomycota; Eurotiomycetes; Eurotiales; Aspergillaceae.